ACUCAGUCUGCAUGGCUCCUUGCGGCACCAACACGGCCUGUCCCGUGAAAGCUCAGACUACUGCCUGAGGUGGGGUGCUUUUUAGUUGUACUAAUUUGUCCCCGCUCCCAUCCACUCCAACCUUCUUUUUGCUUUCUCUCCAUACAACAACACUGCUUCCUUUUCUCUCCACCCAAACUAGCUUCAUAACUUCCCACUGACAACAAAACAAAACCAUCAUGUCCUCUGAAGGUGGCCCUCCGCGGGGACCUGGAAGAGGGGGUAACCGCAGCGGAGGAGGCCGCGGUGGUGGAGGCCGUGGAGGAGGCGGAAGAGGUCGUGGAGGAGGUGAUGGUGGAGGAGGCCGUGGAGGAGGCCGUGGUGGUGGUGGCGGCGGUUAUGGGGCAGGCAGAGGAGGAGGUGGCUAUGGACCCGGUCAUGGCCAAGGCCGCGGCUCAACCACCGACCUUCCCUUUCGUCCUCCUCCCGAUGGAGGCAAUCCUAGAGGUCGGGGUCAGGGAAGAGGUUUUGGUGGGGGCUAUGGCGGUGGAGGCAGAGGCGGUGGAGUCCAACCCCAGGUGUUUGCACCCAGUGGAAGUGUCCCCAUUCCUAAUAGUGAGGUCACGAAGACGGAAAACGCUGUGGCCGCAGCUCUAGCAAAGAAAGGGCCCAAGUCCACUGAAUGGCCAGAGCGGCCCGGAUUUGGCACGCAAGGAAGAAGCCUCACCUUGUACGCCAAUUACUUUGCGCUCACCUCAGUGGGCAACCAGCUAUAUCGGUAUCAUCUCGACAUUCAAGGCGACGCGGCCGGUAAGAAGCCGGCCGGCAAGAAAGCCCGUCACAUUGUGCGCUUGCUUAUCGAGGAACAUCUCUCGGAGCACCGGAGCCGAGUGGUGACGGAUUACAUGUCUACCUUGAUUACGAACAGUGAGAUCCUGCAAGGGAAUGAGACUGUGGAUUAUGAUGUUCGCUACCGUGAUGAAAACGAAGAGUACCCUGAGCAGCCAAAGGUCUACCGGGUGAAAUGUCAGAGCACCGGCACCCUGAGCCCGGGGGAGUUGUUGGAUUACUUGACUUCAUCGAAUGCGGCCGCCAUGUUUACGAAAAAGGCAGACGUCCUCCAGGCCAUGAACAUCAUUCUGGGCCAUCAACCCAAAAGUGAUCCGACCAUCUCUUCAGUGGGUGCAAACAAGCAUUUUGCCGUCUGCGGGGAGCGUCGCGAGCAGUGGAACUUGGGGAAUGGGCUGGAGGCUCUUCGCGGCUUCUUUGUCAGUGUUCGUGCCGCAACCGCGCGUCUGUUGGUCAAUGUGCAAGUAAAGUACGUUGCUUGUUACCAAGAAGGUCCGCUGAAACAGGUCAUCGAGGCGUAUCAACACUUUAACAGGCAGGCCAACACUCCCCGUUUCCUGAAGGGCUUGAGGGUUCGGGUCACCCACAUCAACAAAAAGAACAAGCAGGGCCAAUUGAUUCCGAGAAUAAAGCGCAUCGCCGGUGUGGCAACCAGGAGGGAUGGAUCCGCGUUGCCGUAUCCCCCUAAAGUGCCCAGGGAUGGCGCAGGGCCCGACACGGUGAUGUUCUUCCUAGAGAAACCCGUCGAGCCGGGGUCAUCGUCGCCAUCGUUGCAGCAGACUGCGCGUCCGAGUAAGAAGCAGCCUGCUAAGGCAGGGCCCUUGCCUGCUGGCAAGUAUAUCAGUGUUGCCGAAUUCUUCAAGAAUAUAUACGGAAUCAAUGUUGACUCCAGAAUGCCCGUUGUGAAUGUUGGGACCAAAGAGAAGCCCAGUUACUUGCCUGUCGAAGUGUGUCACGUCGAGCCCGGUCAGCAGGCAAAUACCAAGCUCUCACCCGAGCAAACCAAAAGCAUGCUCGAGUUCGCUGUGCAAUCUCCUAAGACCAAUGCCGAGUCGAUUGUGAUGCAGGGAAAGAAAGUGCUGGGUCUGGAAGGGUCCACGAACCCAACCCUUGAGGCAUUCGGUAUCCGGAAUGACCUCCAGUUGAUCACCGUACCUGGCCGCGUCCUCCAGGCGCCCAGUGUCCUGUACCGGAAUUCGGCAGGCUCGAACCAAACCGAAGCCAAGCUUAAUGCAGGCAGUUGGAACAUGCAGAAUAUCAAGUUUUCGUCCCCUUCCAGACUGCCUUCCUGGGCCAUGCUGCUGGUUAAUUACAUGGGCGGCAACCCAAUUUAUUCGGAUCCUACGAAACUCCCUGCUGCCGCCAUCACCAAAGCGUUCAACGAUGUUGGCGUGCAAGCGCCACCACCAAGUGCUGGCAAGUUGGUUGUGGUCGACAGGAGAUCUGAGGACGACAUGAAGGCGAAAAUAAGUCACAUCGUUUCCGACCUCAUGGCGACCCACAAGCCCCUACUAAUCCUGGUUGUCCUUCCGGCUCAAGACACCGUUCUCUAUAACUGCGUUAAGAGGGUCUGUGAUCUGGAUUAUGGCGUUCGCAAUGUCAACGUUCUUGCCAAAAACCUGUCGAAAGACCGAGGUCUCCCUCAGUAUCUGGCAAAUGUCGCCCUGAAGGUCAAUCUCAAAUUGGGAGGGGUCAACCAGCUCAUUGCGCGCACAGAGCUCGGCCUCAUUGGCGAGGGUAAGACAAUGCUCGUGGGUGUGGAUGUGACCCAUCCAUCCCCUGGUUCCUCGUCCAGCGCCCCCAGCGUUGCCGGCAUGGUCGCCUCCAUUGAUUCGUCUCUUGGUCAAUGGCCUGCGGAACUCCGAGUGCAAGCCAGCCGCCAAGAAAUGGUGGAUGAUCUGGAUGCAAUGCUGAAGGUUCACCUCCACCGCUGGGCCCAGAACAACAAGAACGCCUUCCCGGAGAACAUCAUCGUGUAUCGGGACGGUGUUUCUGAAGGCCAAUACGAACUCGUCGUGAAACAUGAGCUUAGCCGUCUGAAGGAAGCCUGCCGGCAAACUUACCCAGCCCCCGACACCGCGAAGGGUCUUCCCCGUAUCUCCGUCGUGGUGGUAGGGAAACGCCAUCACACGCGGUUCUAUCCAACCCAAACCAGAGACGCAGACCGCUUCUCCAACCCCCCCAACGGCACGGUUGUUGACCGUGGCGUGACCGAAGCCCGGAACUGGGAGUUCUACCUGCAGGCGCAUACUGCCAUCAAGGGCACUGCUCGACCGGCGCACUACUUCACCGUCUGGGAUGAGAUCUUCUGCAAACAGCCUGUGAAGGGCCCCCACAGGAACGCCGCCGAUGUCCUGGAAAGCCUAACGCACCAUCUGUGCUAUCUGUUUGGCAGAGCUACCAAGGCCGUCAGCAUCUGCCCUCCCGCCUACUACGCCGACCUGGUGUGCACGCGGGCCCGUUGCUACCUCAGCAACGUCUUCGACCAAGCCGAGACAGCAAGCGUGACCACCACCACCAGCGGCGCCACCGUGGUGGACAGCAAAGCUGUCACCAUCCACCAGAACGUGCGCGCCACGAUGUUUUACAUCUAAGCAGCCACCCAGGUUGGAAGCAAGAUCGCUCGUAUCAUAUCGGAUAUUGUGAAAGUACUCCCCUCCCACUGGUCCCACCAACCGUUCACAGCCAACCAACCAUUCAACAUUCUUGGUAUUUUCUCCAUCUUUUUGGGUAACCUCCAUGAAUGGUUGAUUCUUAGUACCUACGCGAUUGGAUCUAUCUUUCGCACUAUCUGAUGAUUUCGAGUUACCUUCCGACCCUCUCCCCCCCCCCAAGAU
Molecule: messenger RNA, 3665 nt
Organism: Aspergillus ibericus CBS 121593
Lineage: Eukaryota; Fungi; Ascomycota; Eurotiomycetes; Eurotiales; Aspergillaceae
Product: putative RNA interference and gene silencing protein (Qde2)
Exons: 2
Coding region: 219-3422 (1067 amino acids)
Molecular function (GO): RNA binding; protein binding
Source: RefSeq, a predicted model, not a curated record